GUCAAAUCGAAGCACAUACAUUUGCCGCAUCGAGUCUUCUCCUAUCAUUGAAAAAAAAGUAUCUCUCCAGUUCGGAAGCUAUUUAUCGAAUUCCAGUUGAAGUGAAAAUAGGAUAUUUGUGAAAAUGACGGCCUUUGAGGAGUUUGGUGUGUUGCCCGAAAUUGCCAAGGCUGUAGAAGAAAUGGAAUGGACGUUACCAACUGAUGUUCAAGCCGAAGCGAUUCCAUUGAUCCUGGGUGGUGGUGAUGUUUUGAUGGCUGCUGAAACGGGAAGCGGUAAAACCGGAGCAUUUUGUUUGCCAAUUUUGCAAACGGUGUAUGAAACAUUACGAGAUAUUCGUGACGGAAAAGGUAAAAAUGCACCGUCAACAAGCGGUUCGAGUAAAACAAUGUGGAAAAUGUCAAUAUAUGAUCGAAAUAAUGCAAUGGCAAUAACGCCAGACGGUCUUCGAUGUCAGUCUCGUGAAUUUAAAGAUUGGAAUGGUUGUCGUGCAACGGCCGGCGUAAGAAAUCGUGGCAAAUACUUUUUCGAAGCAAUUGUUUGCGAUGAAGGAUUGUGUCGUGUCGGUUGGUCAACUCAAUCGGCUAGUCUGGACUUGGGAACCGAUCGUUUCAGCUUUGGUUUUGGUGGCACCGGAAAGAAAUCACACAAUCGUCAAUUCGAUGAUUAUGGUGAAGCAUUUGGUAAAAAUGAUGUGCUCACUUGUUUACUUGAUUUGGAGCGAAGUGAAAUUUCUUACUUGAAAAAUGGUGUUAAUCUUGGCGUUGCAUUUCGUAUCAAUGAUAAUUUACGUAACGAAACAUUCUAUCCAGCUGUUGUGCUCAAAAAUGCAGAAAUUCAAUUCAAUUUUGGUGAAACACCAUUCAAAUACAAUGCACCACAGGGAUAUGUUGCUUGCGUUCAAGUGAAUGCAGAAAAUGUUAAAGCUAAUUCCAUAAGUCAAUCACAAUCACAGCAAACACUGCAACCAAAACCAAAUGCACCACAAGCAAUAAUCAUAGAGCCAUCGAGAGAAUUGGCCGAACAAACUCUUGAACAAAUUCAUAAAUUCAAAAAAUACAUGAAAGAGCCAUUCAUCAGAGAGUUGCUAGUCAUCGGAAAGGUACCGAUUCGAGAACAAAUCGAAGUGCUUAAAAAUGGUGUCGAUAUCAUCGUUGCAACGCCCGGCCGAAUUGAAGAAUUGAUCAAUUCAGAACAAUUAUUGCUCACACAUUGCCGAUUUUUUGUACUGGACGAAGCCGACGGUUUACUAAAAGCCAAUUAUGGAAAUUUAAUUGAAAAUAUUCAUCGAAGAAUACCGAAAAUGACCAGCGACUCGCAUCGUUUGCAAAUGAUUGUAUGUAGUGCAACAUUGCAUUCAUUUGAAGUGAAGAAAAUGGCCGAUAAACUCAUGCACUUCCCGACCUGGAUCGAUUUGAAAGGUGAAGACGCUGUACCAGAUACGGUUCAUCAUGUCGUUUGCAUUGUUGAUCCGCAAACAGACACCACCUGGCACAGUCUUCGACGUCAUGUCCAAACUGACGGCGUUCAUGCUCAGGAUGGCGUUAGACCUGGCCUAAAUACACCCGAAACAUUCUCUGAAGCAAUUAAAAUGCUCAAAGGUGAAUACUGCAUUCGAGCCAUUAAUGAACAUAAUAUGGAUCGCGCCAUCAUAUUUUGUCGAACCAAAAUGGAUUGCGAUAAUUUGGAGCGAUACUUACGACAAAUGGAUACCAACAAAUAUUCAUGUGUUUGCUUACACGGUGACCGAAAGCCACAAGAACGAAAGCAAAAUUUGGAAAUGUUCAAAAAUAAAGAGCGAAAAUUUCUGAUUUGUACUGAUGUAGCUGCCCGCGGUAUUGAUGUCAGCGGAUUGCCAUUCAUGAUCAAUAUAACGCUGCCGGACGAAAAAUCAAACUAUGUACAUCGAAUUGGUCGUGUUGGUCGAGCUGAACGUAUGGGCUUGGCUAUCAGUUUGGUUUCUAGUGUUCCCGAAAAGGUGUGGUAUCACGGUGAAUGGUGCUCAUCUCGCGGGCGUAAUUGCUGGAACACUAAUUUGAUAAAUGUCAAAGGAUGUUGCACUUGGCUCAACGAAAAAAAUAUGUUGGCAGAUAUUGAAGAUCAUCUUAAUAUCACUAUCACACAAGUUGAUAAAAAUCUAAAAGUACCAGUUAAUGAAUUUGAUGGAAAAGUCGUUUACGGACAGAAAUUACAAAACAGAGGAACAAACUACCAAGAUCAUGUGGAACAACUAAAACCAAUUGUUCAAAAUUUGGCCAAACUCGAAUCAAAAGCCCAACUUGCAUUUUUGAAACAUAUGAAAAUACAUUAGACGUCUUUACACUAUUCACAGAAUACAAAACAUAAAUUUGGAAUAAAUAAAAUUAUUACUUUAAA
This is a messenger RNA of Contarinia nasturtii (swede midge), 2376 nucleotides long. RefSeq names its product ATP-dependent RNA helicase Ddx1 (gene Ddx1). Bases 125 to 2311 code for a protein of 728 amino acids. The record is from RefSeq and is a predicted model, not a curated record. The transcript is spliced from 6 exons. Lineage: Eukaryota; Metazoa; Arthropoda; Insecta; Diptera; Cecidomyiidae. Gene Ontology annotation, molecular function: nucleic acid binding; ATP binding; RNA helicase activity.